Molecule: messenger RNA, 4579 nt
Organism: Gavia stellata (red-throated loon)
Lineage: Eukaryota; Metazoa; Chordata; Aves; Gaviiformes; Gaviidae
Gene: RAD54L2
Product: RAD54 like 2
Exons: 22
Coding region: 1-4419 (1472 amino acids)
Cellular component (GO): nucleus
Molecular function (GO): ATP-dependent chromatin remodeler activity; ATP binding; ATP hydrolysis activity
Source: RefSeq, a predicted model, not a curated record
AUGUCAGACGAGUCAAUCUCAGGGAGUGAUCCGGACCUGGACCCGGACUUGGAGCAGGAGGAUAUGGAAGAGGAGGAGGAGGAAGAUGAGGAGGAGGCGAUGGAGGAGGACAAUGAUGGGGAUGACGAGGAGGACUUACUUGAUGAGAAGUCACUUGAAGCCGUGUUCAGUGGUGACCAUGUUGAACACGCGGAGGAUGGAGAAUGGCAGCGCUCUACUUCAACUACCUCAUCUCAGAGUGAGCGGGCAGAGCGACUCUUGCAGAACCAGCACAAGAGCCUGGCCUCUGAGGACACCAAAAAGAAGAGGGCUCAGAAACCGUCUCACAUGCGGAGGAACAUAAGAAAGCUGUUGCGUGAGGACCAACUGGAAGCCGUGACAAAAGCAGCCCAGCAGGAAGAGUUGGAGAGAAGGAAACGGCUAGAGCAGCAGCGGAAGGAUUAUCCAGCCACUAUCCCAACCGUACCCCUAGAGUUUCUUCCUGAGGACAUCGUUUUCAGAACAGCAGAGGCCACCCAGCUCCCCCCUCAGGUCCUGGCUGAGGAAGUGAUCUGCCUAGAUAGUACCAGCAGUGGCAGUGAAGAUGAUGCUAAAGGAAAAAAUAGCAUUAAAGAUGAAGUAAUUGAGCUGAGUUCAGGAGAGGAUGAUGCCCUCCAAAUUGUGGACAGCAGUGACUCUGGUAAUGAAGGGGAGGAGGAUGGCAGUGAAGAGAGCAGUGGCUCUCAUGUGAAUGAUGCCUUAAAUCAGUCAGAUGCUCUGGGGCAAGUCAUUGUCAACAUCAAUCAUCCACCAAAUGAGGAGGACAUUUUCCUGGCUCCCCAGCUUGCACAUGCAGUAAAACCUCAUCAGAUUGGUGGGAUCCGAUUCCUGUAUGACAACUUGGUCGAGUCCUUGGAGAGAUUUAAAACCAGCAGUGGAUUUGGGUGUAUUUUAGCACAUAGCAUGGGCCUGGGCAAGACCAUACAGGUCAUCUCUUUCUUGGAUGUACUUUUUCGGCACACGGAGGCAAAGACUGUUCUUGCCAUUGUACCUGUGAAUACGCUCCAAAACUGGCUAGCAGAAUUCAACAUGUGGCUCCCAGCACCUGAAAACCUUCCUGCUGAUUAUAACUCCAAAGAGGUCCAGCCCCGCACCUUCAAAGUCCACAUCCUGAAUGAUGAACACAAGACAACAGCUGCACGUGCAAAGGUGGUGAAUGACUGGGUGAUAGAGGGUGGUGUGCUGCUGAUGGGAUAUGAGAUGUACCGUCUCCUCUCACUGAAGAAGUCCUUUGCCACUGGCAGGAAGAAGAAAACAAAGAAACAAGCUGGCCCUGUCAUUAUUGACUUGGAUGAGGAAGACCGGCAGCAAGAGCUUCUGAAAGGGAUUGAGAAAGCUUUGUCUCGCCCUGGCCCAGAUGUGGUUAUUUGUGAUGAGGGACACCGGAUAAAGAACUGCCAUGCCAGUACUUCGCAGGCCCUGAAGAACAUCCGCUCCCGCCGGCGGGUGGUGCUGACUGGCUACCCGCUCCAGAACAACCUCAUUGAGUAUUGGUGCAUGGUAGACUUUGUCCGACCUGACUUUCUAGGGUCACGGCAGGAAUUCAGCAAUAUGUUUGAGCGCCCUAUCCUGAAUGGGCAGUGUAUUGACAGCACCCCUCAAGAUGUCCGUCUCAUGAGGUAUCGCAGUCAUGUCCUGCAUAGCCUACUGGAGGGCUUUGUGCAGCGGCGAGGCCACAAUGUGCUGAAGGUUCAGCUCCCAUCUAAGGAAGAACACGUCAUUUUGGUACGUCUGUCAAAGAUCCAGCGGGCCCUUUAUACGGAGUUCAUGAACCGAUUCCGAGAUGCGGGCAACAGUGGCUGGCUGGGACUGAACCCACUCAAAGCUUUCUGUGUCUGUUGUAAGAUCUGGAACCAUCCAGAUGUGUUGUAUGAAGCUCUGCAAAAGGAGAAUCUGGCAAACGAGCAGGAUUUGGAUGUGGAUGACCUUGGCACAGCAAGUACUAAUUCCCGCUGCCAGCCUCAGGGAAUUAAAGUCAAAACAGAGAGUAAUGCUUUGGCAUCACCAGUUGGAGAAGCUACCAACAGCAAGUUCCUCCAGAGCGUUGGCUUCAACCCUUUUCAGGAGAGAGCAAAUCAGGUCGUUACUUAUGAGUGGGCCAAAGACAUCUUGUGUGAUUACCAGACGGGAGUCUUGGAGAACUCACCCAAGAUGGUGUUACUGUUCCACCUAAUUGAGGAAAGCGUGAAGCUUGGAGACAAGAUCUUGGUCUUCAGCCAGAGCUUGUCCACCUUAUCUGUCAUUGAAGAGUUUUUGGCAAAGAGACCAAUGCCGAGUCCUCCAGGCUCAGAUGGAGGAGUUCACAACUGGGUCCGAAACAUCAACUAUUACAGACUGGAUGGCAGCACCUCUGCCUCAGAAAGGGAACGACUAAUUAACCAAUUCAAUGAUCCCAGCAACACCUCUGUUUGCCUUUUCCUUUUGUCCACACGUGCUGGGUGUUUGGGUGUCAACCUCAUUGGAGCAAACAGAGUGGUGGUGUUUGAUGCUUCUUGGAAUCCGUGCCAUGACGCCCAGGCUGUGUGCCGAGUGUACCGCUAUGGGCAGAAGAAGCCAUGCCACAUUUACAGACUGGUUUCUGAUUACACCCUUGAGAAGAAGAUCUAUGACCGUCAGAUCUCCAAGCAGGGCAUGUCAGAUCGGGUGGUGGAUGAUUUGAACCCAGUGCUGAACUUCACCCGACGGGAGGUGGAGAACCUGCUGCAUUUUGUGGAAGAGGAAUCCGACCCUGCUCAGCUCUCCCUCAAUCCAAGCAAAAUGAAGGAGUCUGUUCUACAAUUAGCCUGUCUCAAGUAUCCUCACCUCAUCACCAAGGAGCCUUUUCAGCAUGAGUCGCUGCUGAUCGACCGGAAGGAGCACAAGCUGACCAAGGCAGAGAAGAAAGCAGCCAAGAAGAGCUAUGAGGAGGAAAAGCGAGCAUCCGUCCCCUACACCCGGCCGUCCUACGCACAGUAUUACCCUGCCAGUGACCAGAGCCUGACGAACAUCCCUGCCUUUAGUCAGAGGAACUGGCGACCAGCCCUCAAGGGUGAGGACAAGCCGGUGGCAAGUGUCCGCCCAGUUCAAUCCACCCCCAUUCCUAUGAUGCCCCGGCAUGUCCCCAUGGGCAGUGCAGGAUCAACCUCAAGUUCCAACCCUGCUGUCAACUUCCCCAUCAACUAUCUACAGCGAGCUGGUGUCCUUGUGCAGAAGAUUGUCACCACCACAGAUAUUGUGAUUCCGGGUACAAACACAUCCACUGAUGUACAGGCAAGAAUCAGUGCUGGCGAGAGCAUCCACAUCAUCCGAGGGACAAAAGGGACGUACAUACGGACCAGUGACGGGCGGAUUUUUGCUAUCCGGACCACUGGGAAGCCAAAGGGCAAUGAAGACCGUCGGACAGCUGCCUCAGGCUCCCAGAGCUCUUCGCUGGAGUCCACAAGCAAUGGCAGACACAGUGCCUCAUCACCACAGCUCCCCAGUGCAGAGGAGCUCACUCGGCCCAUAUCCCCCGACAGCCCUGAGAUCAUCAGCGAGCUGCAGCAGUACGCAGAGGCAGCAGCUGCCCGGGAGUCCCGGCACAGCUCUCCCAGCACCAACACAACGCAAGGCCACACUGCUCGCACAGACAACGCGCCCGGCUUAGCAGCCCGAGGAGCUGAGCAGCGCGUGGGGAUUCACUGCAUGGCUCCCUCUGCGUCUUCAGCCCUGCCGGCCACCAGCCAGCACGUCGAUGCCCACUCGGUGUUGGACUUACGGGGCAACAAGCGCAAGUCGACCUCGCCGUCGGCUCCAGAGGAGCAAGCCCGCAGGCAGCAGAAGAAGCGCCAGUUGCCAUCGUCUGUGCAGCCGUACGAACACGGGUACCCCGUCUCUGGUGGGUUCGCCAUGCCUCCUGUCUCUUUAAACCACAACCUAACCCAUCCAUUUGCCUCCCAACCAGGAAACUCCUUGUACAUGGGCACUGGCUCCUCUUAUUACCAGCUGCCCAAUUUACUCCCAGACCCUCAUCUGGUGUUCCCUGUGACUACUGACCCUCUGCUGACAGCCGGCACCGCCAGCUCUUCUGCUGCUACCUCAGCCACCGCCAGCGUCCCCUCAUUCAUGCUAAACCCUUCUCUGACGGGGGUGCUGCCCAAUUACUCUCUUCCCUUCACGCAGUCACUCCUGCCCGAGCCCAGGAUGUUUGCUCCUUUCCCAGCCCCCGUCUUAACUAGCAGCCUUCCCAGGAGCAUGGCAUCUGCCUACCCUGGCUACAUGUCCCCUCACUCGGGCUACCCGGCCGGGGGCCUCCUUCGGUCCCAGGUGCCUCAGUUUGAACCCCAGGAGGUCCCAGAGGUGGGAUGCAGCUCUAAUGACGAGGACAAAGACGACGAUGUUAUAGAGAUCACAGGGAAAUAAUGGGCCCAGCUCCUGCUCGGUCUCGGCUCCGCCAGGAGGCAAAAGUUGCAGGACCUUUUUUGGGAGUCAGGAUUUCCCCUCUGGGCCACGGCAGCGGGUGGAGAAGGAUGCGAAGGGUGUGGAGUGGGGGCUGUUUUGUUCUUUUUGUUUUGUUUUGUUG